This is a messenger RNA of Salvelinus fontinalis (brook trout), 4017 nucleotides long. RefSeq names its product aspartate aminotransferase, mitochondrial-like. Gene Ontology annotation, biological process: L-aspartate catabolic process; biosynthetic process. Gene Ontology annotation, cellular component: mitochondrion. NCBI's taxonomy places the organism in Eukaryota, Metazoa, Chordata, Actinopteri, Salmoniformes, Salmonidae. Gene Ontology annotation, molecular function: L-aspartate:2-oxoglutarate transaminase activity; pyridoxal phosphate binding. The coding region runs from base 1289 to 2470 and encodes 393 amino acids. The record is from RefSeq and is a predicted model, not a curated record. The transcript has 10 exons.
AUGUUGGGAGUCUUGCUGUGAACUUACAUUUAGAACAUUGCAUGGAAAAAAUGUAUCUCUAGUUCAGCCUCAGCAGGCCUAUAGCCUCCACUACAGCAGUGAGAGGAAUAUGUCAGAUUAGAGGCCCUACUUGCCCCUCUUUCAGAGGUCAUGUGGAAGAGGUCAGGGGCAAGGUCAUGUGGAAGCAGUAUGUGUGUGUGUGUAAUUCUAUUAGUUCCUGACCUGGGCCCCUGAUAAUUUUCUGUUCUUUCCUCCUCAUAAGACACAUUCCAUACAGGGGGAGAGAAUUGUUUUGUGUGUGAGAGCAUAUGUUUGCAGUGCCCGAUCUUCGUGUGUGUGGCUGUGGAAAGGGAAGUGUAAAGUAUUGGAUGGAUAAUGUCGUGGAAAAUUGUCUCAGAAAUAUGACACUCUUAUAAGAACUUGUGAAUUCAAUAUAGACUUUAAUACAAAGUAGCAAAGCUGAGCCCUUCCAUGGAAGGACCCUAUCACAAACGUAACAGAGCCGAGCCCCUCCAUGGAAAGAGACUAAAUUCUCAUAUUAGAGUCCUGCUUUUAUAGGAUUCUGUCUUAGCAUAACGUAUAGAGUCCCCUCCCUCAAUAUGAAAAUAGCUUCCCUUGACCUUUCUCCAUUAUUAUCUUUUUACCUCAGUUCUUGCUUGUUAACGCCCACAUCUGACAGCUGUAUAGGUUAUAUUGGUAGCGGGGCCCUGGUCCUAUAUGUUCCAUUCCUUAUAUAGCCAUUCUGUCUCAGCUCUUCAAAGUGGAAAGCCUAGAUGCUGCUAAUAUUGGAAAUGUAAUCAUAGUCAUGAGUUUUGCUCCCACAAUAAUCAGCUUGGUGGGGUCAGUGUGAAAGGAAGACCAGGCUGUAAUGACCAGAUCCAAAGAUAUGAUGAAUGAAUGUGGUCUGAAUUUCAAAGAACCAAUCAUUGCCUUUGUUUCAACCACUCCCCCUGCCCUUUAGAGCUGUCAUUCUGGUAGUGUAGUGGCUUGAGCAGUGAUACUCUGCAGCUCACUGAGAUUCAGGUUCAACGGUUGUGUGGAGAGAGAUGUUCAUGUAUUUAGUGCAGUACAUCUCCUCCCUUUUAGUGACUCCCCCUAAUGCCAUCCAACCCGGGCCCUUCACCUCAACAGACUUCAGCUGUGUGUAGUGGUGAUUUUGUAGUGUGUGUGUGUGGCUUUUCGCUGUGCAGGGACCAGGCAUUCACCAGGUCAUAGUGCAGAGUGUUAGUCUACUGUGGGUGGGUGGUGCUACUCUCCUCUGGUUAGUUCAUGGUGGGGUGGAGUGCAGAUGGGCCCCCCUGACCCCAUCCUGGGGGUGUCGGAGGCCUUCAAGAGGGACACCAGCCCGAAGAAGAUGAACCUGGGGGUGGGGGCCUACAGGGACGACCACGGCAAACCCUUUGUGCUUGAUUGUGUCCGCAAGGCAGAGGCUCUGAUUUCUUCCAAGCAGUUGGAUAAGGAGUAUCUGGCCAUCGGGGGUCUGGGGGACUUCACCAAGUCCUGCGCUCAGCUAGCCCUGGGGGCUGACAGCGAGGUCCUCAAGAGUGGCAGGAACAUCACUGUCCAGACCAUCUCAGGAACCGGCUCACUGUGCAUCGGAGCCAACUUCCUGUCUCGCUUCCACAGUGCGUCCCGUGACGUGUACCUGCCCAAGCCCUCCUGGGGGAACCACACACCCAUCUUCAGAGAUGCUGGCAUGCAGCUGAAAGCCUACCGCUACUACGACCCCUCCACCUGCGGCUUCGACUUCAGCGGGGCGCUCGACGACAUCUCUAAAAUGCCAGAGAAGAGUGUGAUCAUGCUGCAUGCCUGUGCCCAUAACCCCACCGGUGUGGACCCCAAGCCUGAGCAGUGGAAGGAGAUCGCUGACCUGGUGAAGAAAAGGGACCUGUUGGUGUUCUUUGACAUGGCCUACCAGGGCUUUGCCAGUGGAGAUAUUGAUCGUGAUGCCUGGGCUGUUCGUCACUUCAUUGAGCAGGGCCACAACAUUGUCCUGUCGCAGUCGUUCGCUAAGAACAUGGGCCUCUACGGUGAGCGAGUGGGAGGGUUCACUGUGGUGUGUAACGAUGCCGAGGAAGCUAAGAGGGUGGAGUCUCAGCUGAAGAUUCUGAUCCGGCCAAUCUACUCCAACCCUCCAAUGAAUGGAGCCAGAAUCGCUGCCACUAUUCUCAACACACCAGACCUUUAUAAAAUAUGGUUGGAGGAGGUCCACGGCAUGGCCAACCGCAUCAUCAAGAUGAGGGAGCAGCUGGCGGUCAAUCUGAAGAACGAGGGCUCCACUCACAACUGGCAGCAUGUCAUCGACCAAAUCGGCAUGUUCUGCUUCACAGGCCUCAAGCCUGAACAGGUUGAGCGUCUGACUAAGGAGUUUUCAGUAUACAUGACCAAAGAUGGUAGAAUCUCCAUGGCAGGCGUCACCUCUGGCAACGUGGGAUACCUAGCACAUGGAAUCCACGCCGUCACUAAGUAAAAAGGAGAAUGCCGGGAGAAACAGUGGGGCACGGUGGCGCUGGACACAAUCCAUAACAAAAUAAUAAUGGCCACUCCACCCACCCCUUACAGAGGAGCUGGACAUUCUUUAAGACUGUCAAUUGUUCAACUUUGACCUCAACCCUCCUUGGGGUAGGGAUGUUUUAAUGGUUAGUUCCCUGUGACCUCCCCAACGAGGUCACCAUGUCAAAGGUUGUUUAGUGAUGGUCCAAUGAUCUGCCCUACAUUUGACUAAUGAGCUGAUGUCUGUCUUUCUUCUACGCUUAUUUAUUGUAUGUCAAAGUUUAAUAUUAAUUAAAUUAAUAAAUGGCUUAAUAGUGACAGGUUAAUAUUCUCUUUUAAACCUGCUCUGCCUGCUGUAGUCCAAAUUGCUGUCAGGCUACAGAUGAGUUUACCAACACUUAGGUUGUGUGUGUGUAUGAACUGUGAACUCUUGUCUGUCAUUGGAUAUUUUAUGUAGGAUGUGAAAGUUAAUAUUUUCCUCAACACCAUUAUAGUAGCAGAAAACUCAGCAUUUCCAGAUAACAAUUAGUUAUAAGAUUGUCUGGCACUACUUUUAGAUGAGAUACAGUAAUUGAUAUUUUAAUAUGCUUUAGAAAUGGGCAAUGUAUGAUCAUUCUGUCCUUUCACUCAGCCUCUCUCUUGCAUUAUCUUGUCUUCCAUAUUCAAUAUAAAUAAUUAUAUUGCUGUACAAGUUUUGUGCUUUUUGCACGAAGAGCAGGGUCUACUGCGUUUCUGCUAAGUGUUGAUGAGUGAGCAGUCAGUUAGCCAGUCUUAAAUGCCCACUAACCCCCCCCCCCCAAGCACUUGGCUUAUGAGGUUUUAAAGGGGAAUUAUACAGAAAUCGCUCUGCCAUUUCCUGGUUGCUAAAAUUCUAAUAGCUAACCUAAUUUAAGUUUGACAAAACAAGUGAUGUGUAGAGAAUCAUUGUACUAUCUAAACCGCUGCGAAAUAUAUAUCUUACAACACUUUUGGUUAUUUAUUUUCAGCUGGUGUACAAAACUGAAAGUAAGAUGAAAAAAUGAAGCUUUGGUAAGCAGAACACAGAACAGAUCUACUGUUUCUUAGACUUGUUUUCAAUGACAAUGACUGCUUUAUAACUAAACAUUUCUGUGAAUUUGGUCCAAAAAGUUACAAAUUGCAGCUUUAAAAGGAUAGACUGUCCUAUGAUGGUGCUCUUGUAUUUCCACAAGGAAAGGCAUUUCACAAGUGUUAUUUAGAUCACUGGGCGACUCCUAUCCCCUCCGUUUCAGAACUAAGAGGUUAUAGAACUUCUAUUAAUACAUAUAAAAAGUUGUAUAGACAGUGUUUUGCUCUAAUGAUCAUCCUUCAAACAUGUUCUCUGUGUGUGUCUUUCUGUUUGUAACAAGACAGAUUGUGCAGGUAAAAUCACCUUUUCUGCUGUCUACUCAUGAAGAUAAAGCUGCUCUGUCAUCAUGUUCGGGUUAGAGCAAAAUAAUAAAACAAUAUGGAGCAUCGGUUAUGUCUUUCUUUGAACAAUUAAUAAAAUAUCUAUAAUUGAAAUAA